This is a messenger RNA of Zasmidium cellare ATCC 36951, 723 nucleotides long. RefSeq lists its product as uncharacterized. Bases 1 to 723 code for a protein of 240 amino acids. The record is from RefSeq and is a predicted model, not a curated record. Gene Ontology annotation, cellular component: nuclear exosome (RNase complex); cytoplasmic exosome (RNase complex); nucleolus. The transcript has a single exon. Gene Ontology annotation, biological process: U4 snRNA 3'-end processing; nuclear mRNA surveillance; rRNA catabolic process. NCBI's taxonomy places the organism in Eukaryota, Fungi, Ascomycota, Dothideomycetes, Mycosphaerellales, Mycosphaerellaceae.
AUGGGUCCGGAUCUGGUUCACCAUCCGCUAUCGCGCGCAGAUGGAUCGACCGUACUCUCCAGUGGUCCAUACACAGUCAUCGCAGGUGUCAAUGGCCCAAUCGAAGUGCAGCGCCGCGAUGAACUGCCAGAAGAAGCCGCUAUCGAGGUCAACUUGCGACCUGCGUCCGGAGUGGGAGGUCCUAGAGAGAGGUGGUUGGAGACUGUGCUCCAGUCAGUGUUGAAGAGCAUUGUGCUUGUCCACAUGUUUCCAAGGACCCUCGUCCAGAUCACGCUGCAAAUCACCAAGGAACCGAGCAUGAAGUUGAGGAGGACGUCUGGAGAUAUCUCCCUCAUUCCGACGCUCCUGAACGCUGCAGUGACUAGCCUUGUCGAUGGUGGCAUCCCCCUAGCGAUGACCUCCAGCGCAAUUCUCGCCACUGUCUCUUCCGACGGUCGAGUGGUACUGGAGCCUCAAGAGAAGGAGAUUGCAAGCUGCAAGAGCACACACGCAAUGGCUUUCAGCGCCAACGGAGAACAGCUUCUCAAUGAGUCGUCCGGUAACUUCAAUUUCGAUAAGUGGAGCAAGGUUGCGGACAUGGCCAAGCAGGCCAGCAUUGCGGCGAUUGGGCAUGUCGGCGAGGACACUGCAAUGUCGAAUGGUGGUGCGCAGACAGAGCCGUGGCUUCGACAGGCUCUGGAGGACGAGGCAAAGGCAGCAGGGGCAUGGCGCGAGGCAACAUGA